CUACGACAUGUAGUUUGGUUGACUACUCCGUUGAACAAGCUGGAGUUGUAAAUGUCGCAGACCACUUGAGGGAUCUAUUCAGUCGCUCCGAGUUUAACCACGCCGAGUGCUGCGGAGGUUGGAGACAGGUACCUGAUUGGUGUCAGUGGAUUCUUUGGAUGUAAUUUACAAAGAGUGUUAAUUGGCGGGACACGUUUACACCUAGAUUACCUGUGUUGCGAUGGGACGCGGUUGGAACGCUACCCCACCUGAGGCCCUCUGUAAAGGGGGCCGUCUUUCCACGUGAAACUUGGAUAGAUUUACUUUGAUGACAGAGAUGAAUGGCCCCAACCAGGCUGCACCCUCAUCCCCUACCCCCGGGACUCCCCUGCCCCUGGGGUCCCUGGAGGACAAGCUCCGUCUGGCCGCCAGUAAGGGGCUUGUGGACAAAGUGCAGGAGCUGCUUCAGGCGGGCGCCACCUCACACCCUGACAGGGACGGACGAACAGCUCUGCAGUAUGCGGCCCUGAAUGGACAGGUGGAGGUUUGCAAGAUGUUGGUGCAACAAGAUGGUGACAAGGAUGCUCAAGACGCUCUUGGUUACACAGCAUUACAUCGAGCUGCUUCUCAAGGUCAUGCAGAGGUCAUUGAGACUCUGGUCGAGGCAGGUUGUGCCAUUGAUAAGCAGGAUAAGAAUGGCAACACUGCCAUGCAUGAGGCGGCCUGGAAUGGAUUCAGCAAGACGGUGGAGAUGCUGGUCAAGCAUGAGUGUGACACUUUCGUUGCCAACAAGGGAGGCUUCACUGCACUACAUCUCGCUGCCCAGAACGGACACAAUGAGAGCUCCCGUGUGCUGCUUUAUGCUGGCUGUGAUUCAGAUCUGAAGAACAAUUACGGGGACACAGCGCUGCACACAGCAGCCAGGUACGGCCAUGCAGGUGUCACGCGCAUACUCCUCAGUGCCAGGUGUCGGAUCAACGAACAAAACAAGAAUGGGGAUACCUGCCUCCACAUUGCUUCGGCCCUCAAGAGGAGGAAGAUUGCCAAACUCCUAGUGGAAUCUGGCAUUGAUGUUCAGAUAAAAAAUAAGCAAAAUGAGACGGCAAUGGAUGUCGCUCGUAGGAAGGAACACCCAGAGAUAAUUAUCAUCAUCCAGUCCUUUGCUCGGCCCAAAACUCCCAAGUCUCCGAAGUCCCCUCGACCUAUGACCCGAACCCACCCUAACGUGGUGACCUUCAAGGAUGAGAUCCAGGUGGAUAUGGAAGGGCCGGUAGUUGUCCUGGACAAUGAACAGCCAAUCAAAUCCGAGAAGCCAGAAAAGGACCGCAAAUUUUUCUUCUUCAAGAAAAAGAAAAAGGACAAGGAAAAGACCCCUCCCCCUAUGAUGAAGGGUCCCGGUCAGACCCCCUCUCCGAGGGGGGACAACUCUGGUCCCGCCCAGCCCUGGAGUAAGCCGUCGGCCGUGCAGGGGUUCUUCAGUCAGUAUGUGCCGCAGACCGGGAUACAGUACUACCGGGAUCUGGCCGGGAACAUCAAACAGGGCCCAGUGGGCUACACUCCUCUCUGUCAAUGUGGACCCACCUUGAAGCGUCUGGAGCACAAGAUCGAGACAAACCGAGACAACAUGGUGGACCACACUAAUGCUUCUCAUCAGCUUCUCAAGGGGCAAAUCGACCACCUUGAUAGACGCACAGCACAGCAGGUGUUCGCUAUUGACAAACUCACCAAGGAGAGGCUGGAGAAUGAACACAAGAUGUGCCAGAGUCGAAUCAAGGAACAUCUGCAUCAUGAACGGAAAGACACUCGGCAUAUGUUCAACCAAUAUAAUGAACAGAUUCAGACCUGGCUUGAUUCGAAACUUGCAUCAUAUGGACAUUGUUUAAAUCAUCACCAUGACGAUUCGGCAUUACCUCCAAGGACAAUGUUCACAGACUUUCAUGAAAAUGAAAACGGGCGGUUGUUUAGAUCACGGUCAGAUGAAACGCUUUCAGUUUCCGAUUAUAGUGGAAAAUAUCGGAAGAAAGACUUUUACGAAUCUCGUCAUGAAGCUAUGCAGCUGAUACGAGCAUGGCAGGUGCCAUCCUACCGCCAGAGUGCGAGACGGCGGGAGAGAAAUAACAACACCAUCAACAAUAAUGUGACUGUCACCAAGGCCGAGAUUCACGGAAAGAUGGAUAGAAUAGCAGACGGAGCUUCACCUAAAUAUGAGGGCAGUCCUAAUCGCCAGAUGAUGGGACACUAUCAGAAUAUGACCUCUCCAAGUGCAAACUCUCCCAUUGAUGUCAGUGCUAUCAAGAGAGAGACAGGAAAUCAAGGAGCUAUUCCGAAACGGUUGCCUCAUUCUCACUCUUGGCAGCAUCCUGUUUCUCAGUCAAAACCAGAACUGAGCAGGUCGCGUGAGGUAAGUCCGCAAGUGCAUGGAGCUUCUCGUUCUAGAGAAGGGAGCCCAUUGGAUGUUCGUUCAAGUGUUCGGCCAAUACUUCGCAGUCAUACUGACUCUGGUGCUCUCAGUAAUCAUAUGUCAAUGCCAAAGCAAAAUUUAUCCGAAAGGGGACCUCCAAACACAAGAAACAUGCCCGGUGCACCGGAGGUUCCCCAAAAGCCUCCCAAACCUAGCACUGGGCAGUUGCCAAACCCCACCAUGUUUGCUAGGCAGAACAGUGGGGGCUUCAAACACACCAGUGGUGGCUUCAGUCAGAACAAUGUUGGCUUCACUCAGAACAAUGGUGGCAUCAACCAGAACACUCGUGGCUUCACACAGAACAAUGGUGGCUUCACACAGAACAAUGCUGGAUUCACACAGAACAAUGCGGGCUUCACACAGAACAAUGCAGGCUUCACACAGAACAAUGCAGGCUUCACACAGAACAAUGCGGGCUUCACACAGAACAAUGCUGGCAUGAAUCACAGCAGUAAGGCUCCCUCACCUGUAGGGGGAUACAACCAGAGGAAUAAUCAGGCCUACAUGUACUUGGAAGAGGCUCCGAUGCCAAAGUACAAGCCCAGGACACGGUCAACCGACACUCUGCUGGCAGACGACAAGGAGACGUUCGCCCAGCAUGUGUCUCGCAGCAAGAGCCUAGACAGGCCGUUAGAUGAGGUGGACAGGAACAGUGGAGGAGGUGACAAGAGUGGCGUUGUGACACAUCCAGCUCCCAGAUCAUCUGGCUUCCAGCAUGGUGUGCCCGAAAACAAACAUGGUGUAGCAUACAGGGUUCCUCCAACCAACAACCCGUCAGCAAGUGCCAAUCUGGCUCCUGCUCGGAACAGUAUGGCUGGAUACCGAGAGAGCCCCUAUGCAAGUGUUAGAGAGAUGCAGAAAGUUGCCAACAGUGUGAAAACUACUGCACCUUCUCCUAAACCAGGGUUUCCGACAAAUGCUGCUACCCCAUCUCCCAAGCCAGGCUUCCAGGCCUAUACAUCUGCUCCAUCACCCAAACCCGGCUUCCCGGCCUACACAACGUCCCCCUCCCCAAAACCAGGGUUUCAGGCUUAUGAUAGUUCAUAUCGGAGAGAUCCUGUUCGGGAGUCAGGAAGAGACAGUAAUUAUGCUGAUAUCUCCCAGUUCAACAAAGAUCGACCACCGUACAGGAGUAUGUAUGGUAUCCAUGGUGAUAAAGGUAACUACGGCAACUAUGAAAGUAUGCCAAUACAAAACUCUGUGAGCAAAUCAGAGAAUAACUUGUUAAAAAACAGUGAAAAUACAGACGUGAAAUCACGGCCAAGCAAACCGCCACCAUACGGUUAUCGCUAUGCCGACUCAGGUGCUAAUCUUUCUGGUAACCAAGGAAACAGUGCUAGUAACAAUAAUACUAAUUCCACCACAAACCAUAGCCAAAGUGGUAACUAUAGCAAUUACCCUGUAAAUAGUCCAAACAACAAUGCCCCCACACGAACAGGCAGUGUGACGCCUGUGUCGGGACGAUUUGGGAGCAGCAAAAUCAGUGAUAACAAUAAUACCGUAGUUAACCAUGUGAGUAACCACAGUAACAAUGUGACUAACACAGGCAACAACUCUCAGGAUAGCUUCAAUCUGUCCCCGGCAGAGUGUUUACGUCACGAGAGUCCGUAUCCAAGGACAAGUGUAUAUAACCCUACAUAUCUUCAGAACAAGGAGGACUCGACUUGUAGCAGCAACCAGGACUCCGGCUACAGUAGUAAGGCAAAGCUACCUUAUCUGGGACAGAGUCCCAAUGGGUUGCCUAGCAACAGUGGAACCCCAUCUUCAUCAUUCAGCAUGGAUCGUAGCCUCUCAACAGGAACACCCAGUCAGAACAAUUCUCCAUUUGUGCCUCAGACUCAGAGUGAUUCCCCUUUCAUUAAUUCCAAUCAGAGUAGUUCCCCUUUUACACCAGUCAUUGCAACAAAUUCACCAUUUUCCCCACCAAAGGAAAGUACUCCAGCAUUCAACUACUCCUCGAAUGCCAAUUAUGAACAGCAUACCCCCAGGCAGCCAGUCAACAUCCAGUCUCAUGUCAAUGGGUGGUACGAGAAGAAGCUUCUGGAAGCUGCGGAGAAGCUGCGCAACAGUGAGCAGUACGGAGGAGCUCACAACUACAACAGCGCUCCUAUCAACUACGACCCUGUGAAUGGGAGUGAUGUGUGACAACAUUCCUUGCACUGGCAGCAGUGUACACGAAACUUGUGUAAUAACCAUUGCAUCACACUGUCGACAACAGCUGGUCCAUAGUACAACCAACAAAGUGAUCUUAGUGCUACAACUGUCGUAAGUGUACGUUCAAGUAUGGGGGAUCGAAGAGUCGUGGCUAUAAGAUUGCUUUGUAGAAUGGGAUCCAGGGGUCUGUUCUACAAAGUGAUCUUAGUGCUACAACUGUCGUAAGUGUACGUUCAAGUAUGGGAGAUUGAAGAGUCGUGGCUCUAAGAUUGCUUUGUUGAAUGUGGUCAUAGUGCUAAGAUCAUGUUGUGGUACAAGGACAAGCCCACUAUAAACCUUCAUUACGCUAGUUUUUUGUCCUUGUCCAAAUAGCUAUUAGUUUCAAUGCAGUGUUAAGUCAUAUCUCUGUGGAAAAACUCUGAGACACUGACUAUAAUGGAGUUGGACCCUGUUGUAAUGACACAUGGUGGGUGAAGGUUUAUUUGCAGGUGGUAUUUAGUCCCUAUAGUACUGCUGGCUGGACACUGUGUUUCACAUAUGACACUGAGUUUGACAAUCAAAGUAUUCACAAACAGAUUCUCACUGCCUCCACACAACAUUCCUAGUGCUAUGUUUAUCCCAGAUGGCUUGUGAGGGUUAUAUAACUGUUGGUGUGGAAGGCGUCACUGUCAGCAUUACGGUGGAUCACUCUACAUGGUGAGCAUGACAUGCUUAACAUGUAGGCUAAAUUAUCUCAAACAUUUUCUCAUUUUUCUUUCUUGUAUUUAGGCCAGACUAAUAAUUUCAGUCUUUUGUUGACACACCUUCCCUAAUGAAAAACACAAUGAAAGUAAGGAAUGAUACUUUAUUUUUUUACAAUCCUUGUGUUGUAUUUUUAGUUUAGGGAGUCUCUGGCAUAACUGACCUCCAAUCAAAACAUUUUUGGUUCUGUUUUCAGCCUCUAGACAUUUUGCAAAUUGGCCAAGAAAAUACAUACUACUCAAAACAAGUUAAAGAACACCCACAAUUGGAAGGAUGUGGUUGCAAUACCCACCAGCCAUGACAGAUUAACUUGGUUUGAGUAGUAUAUUAAACAAGGAAUUUCAUUAGUCUGGCCUCAACAAGUUAACUCCAGUGGACUCUAGUUAUAAUCUGAUGUCACCCACGGCCCCAGCUAACGCUGGCUAUCAACUCUUAAGUCACGAUGUAGAACAUGAUCCUCUCUAGUUCCACUGAUGAGAUAAAUCGCUGAAACGUUGCCUUGUCAUUAGGAUAUGGGUGCCACUUUAUACAGACAGCAAUACAUUUCAACAGAUAUUCUUUCUUGAUCCACUUUGAAAAACAUCUCGGCAUCAAUUCUUGCUAUUGUGCAAGUUGUGCAAGUGCUUGGUUUCUUAUUGCAAGAACGUUGAUAACAUUCAGGUAAAAGUUAAAAAAAAUAUUCAGAUUUAAGUGAUAUCUUAUGUGUAUCGCUGUGUUUGGCGAAAUAUCAGUGUCUUUGGAUUAUCAUCACAACUUCCAUUACAGACAAGUUUUGCUAGAUCUACUGGAUAAUUUCUGCUCCUGCUUAAAAGUUUUCAGGAGACGUUUUAUUUUCAACUGAUGCCAAAAUGUACAGUUGAUAAAAAACAUUUCAACAGUAUCAUCCCUUGUGAAUACAUGGAUGUAUGGAAGGCGUGUGUCAGAAGCAUAUCAGUUUCAUUUGUUUGAAUUGUUUGUGCACAGAUAGUUGUGCAACAGAAAACCCAAUUUGAAAGAAUAUUAAUGGACAAAUUUAUGUGUAAUAUUUAUUUGUGUCACAAGGUUUAAUUUCCAACUAAACGACUGAUUUGGUCGCUUGUGGAUGGCGACUGACAAAUAAGGUAUGGAUGAAAUGUAGAAGGGUCAACUAGUUCGACCUAGCUUGUAUCAAAGUAGCAUCCCUUAGCUAUGCCAGGAACUUAUGGUCUUGGGGUCAAAUCUCAAAUGUUUUACAAUUAUGGUCCAAAGAUCCUUGGUUAUGCAGGUCUUCCGCAACCCAUGCUUGUCAAAGAGGCGACGUAAGGCAUCAAUAGUAGGGCUCACUGACUUGGUUGAUGCAUGUCAUCGUAUCCCAAUUGCAUUGGUCGAUGCUCACGAUAUCAAUCACUGGAUUGUCUGAUCCAGACUCGAUUAUUUACAGACCACCGUAAUAGAGCUGGAAUAUUACUGUGGCAUUAAACAACAAAUACAUAAACCUGGGUUUUCAGCUUGGGUUAAACCCAACUCACUCAUUCUGUUGAAAUGGAAGAGUCCUGUUGUCCCCCUCCACGCCAGGAUAGCUAGAGUCCACUGUUAUACAUACAGAAAAUCUACUGAUCUCAGACUCCUUGAUAUCCUUCACUUCAUCACCAGACCGCAGAUCAAGAUCACUGACACAGGGUCAUCAUUCAUAUGUCGUUUUACAACUGCACAUUUUUGCAACUUUUUGUUCAAGGCAGCAAGCAUGUAACUUGGUUUUUAUUCAAAUGGCAAAUACGCAUCAUACACCAUCAUUUUCCAUUCAUGAAUACCACAUAGUACAAUUAUUUGAGUUAUAAAACAACAGCUAUCUUACAGCAACAUUUAAUUACCUAUGUUAAAACAUUAAGACACUAACAUGACAUUGUUUACCGUACAUGAAGUCGUGUCCCAGUUACAACACUUGUUUGUUUGUAUUCUUCCUUUUGUUUCGUUUUCAUCGUUAAGGAGGACAUACUUGACCAAGUGUUGCAUGUCAGCAAUGUCUUGAAUUGUGAAGAAUGUGUGGUGACAUCUUGCUGUUGCUAUUCUCUGGAUAUCAUCAAGUUGGAUAUAAUUUGCAUAAGCUGUUUAUGUUUAGAUUGUCAAAAUUAUUAAAUUGGCAUCCUUUUAUGAGAACACCCUCAAACAGAACAACAUAGUCAUGUAUUGUAAAUACUUUACGGUAAUUGACGUAUCAAACACCUUGAUCUAAUAACGUCAGCCUACCCAUGGUUUGAAACCAGUUUCAAGUGAUAUAAGUUAUCAUAAGGAUUUAUUUUUGUAAUAUAUGUUGUAGUAUUCAGAAACAUUCAUAAGCUUUAUGGAAGUUCAAAGGAAAUGGAGUAUGAAAUAACCAUGAAAUUUGUUUGAAAUGUUUUAUGUGCCCCGUGUGCUUGAAAGGUCAAAUACGAUGUACAUGUACUUGUUUCUGAAAGUGGCCCUCUGAGAACUGCUUGUUGGUGAUGGAGUGUUAUCAGCUCCCAUCUUACAAGAUAUGUUGAGUUGUUUUAGUGUUGGUAUAAGUAGGAUGUUUCUAACAUUAGAACAGUUAUGGUUAUCAAGUGACUUGAUAAUCAGGACAACCAUGGCAGGUGUUUGAAUGUUCAACACUUUGAAAGUCAGCUAUGUUUGUAGGCAUAUUUUCCUUGUUACUAUGGGAACAAAAUUGAACAUGCCAAAAAUGAAUGAUCUCAAAAUGUGUUCAAAUAUUUUACUACUUUGUCUGCACGUUUUCAUAAUGUAACCUGCUGGAGUGAGCCCUUUUGGACUGUCAGGGCUAUUUGGUGGCUUCUUGAUGACUUCAGGCAGAAAAAUAGUCCUGAAUGAGAAUUCCUAGGCAUGAUGUGGAGUACAGUCAGCUUAUAUAAAUAAACAUUUGUUCAAGUCAAAAUUCUGUGAAGUUCAGUUUGGCUCAGAUACUCACUGCUUCUUGUUAAGGUGGAGAAAGACAUGACGGUUUUGUCAUACAGCCGUGUUUACUGCAAUCAUAUAUUUAUUGUUGGUAACUUCUUACCACUGUUGUCUCCAUCUCUUCCAUAGUCAGAAUUAUUGUUACAACUAAGAUGUCCAAACAUUCAUUUUCUUAUUGUUGAAUGAUUGUUGGUAUUUGAUUAGUCAUUUUAUCCCAUGGUCGAAGUGGAGAUAAAAAUGGCAAAUGAGACACUUUCAUGAAAAGUCCAAGUUUGUUUGAAUUGUUUGAAUGUGGGGAAGGCAGGAAGUCUUGCAGCCAUAACAAUUUAGUGCUACAUGUAUCAUAAACUCAUGGCUUGCUGGUUUGCCUGUGUCAGUCAAGAUUGUGGAGUGUGGCCUGCUGACUGUGGCACGAUAGUCUUUGUAACAUGGCAGAAAGUAUCACAACUUUUAUUAUGUGGCGUGAAAAUGAAUGUCAGUAAUUUCAAUCUGUUGUUAGUUUAAUAGACCCAUGUUCACUACAUCUUGUUUGUUCCAUGAUAGAAUACAGAUCCUGAGCAUGACAUGCUUCACUGUAUUGUUACAGCCCUACAGCAGUUGCCUCCCCUCCCCAUCCUAAAUGGCAAAUCAUUCUCAUGUACAGUUUGUAUCAUAUAUUGUUUGUAUCACAAGCUUCCAAGAAGUCUUCAGAUGUUUUGUUCAUAUUGUGUACAUAAAUACAUUUUGUACAUUAAACAAUAUUUUCAAUUGCAAA
Messenger RNA from Haliotis rufescens (red abalone), 8978 nucleotides. RefSeq names its product homeobox protein 2-like. Gene Ontology annotation, molecular function: protein binding. Bases 308 to 4585 code for a protein of 1425 amino acids. The record is from RefSeq and is a predicted model, not a curated record. NCBI's taxonomy places the organism in Eukaryota, Metazoa, Mollusca, Gastropoda, Lepetellida, Haliotidae. The transcript is spliced from 11 exons.